This is a messenger RNA of Penicillium chermesinum, 273 nucleotides long. RefSeq lists its product as uncharacterized. The record is from RefSeq and is a predicted model, not a curated record. Lineage: Eukaryota; Fungi; Ascomycota; Eurotiomycetes; Eurotiales; Aspergillaceae. The coding region runs from base 1 to 273 and encodes 90 amino acids. The transcript is spliced from 2 exons.
AUGACAAAUGCUCACUACAAGCAGCCUCACGCGAAAGGCACCUGGGUGGAUCAUUGCAAUGAAAAGGAGGGAUCCGUGUUGCUUUGGCCUGCGGCAGGCCCUUCGCGGCAGGAGGCCUUCUGUAUCAGAUCGACUUCAGCCGGAAUCGGGAAAAUGCCUGAGACUCGCAGCGCCACGGGAGAAUCGCAAUCUCGCAUGGUCCCUCUUGUCCCGUGCGAGCAAUUGCCACGGUGUGACCGUGGUUCUGAGCGAGAGAAGGAGUUAGCUGAUUAA